Rhodamnia argentea is the source of this 2199-nucleotide messenger RNA. RefSeq names its product rust resistance kinase Lr10-like. Lineage: Eukaryota; Viridiplantae; Streptophyta; Magnoliopsida; Myrtales; Myrtaceae. The transcript has 3 exons. Gene Ontology annotation, biological process: protein phosphorylation. Bases 67 to 1887 code for a protein of 606 amino acids. The record is from RefSeq and is a predicted model, not a curated record. Gene Ontology annotation, molecular function: protein kinase activity; polysaccharide binding; ATP binding.
CACAUAAUGAAAUAAUACCUCACUCUCAUCCACACCAACACAUCCUCCUCCGCCUCCUCCUCCUCCAUGCAUUCUCCUAUUCCCUCUCUCUUCCUCCUCCUCCUCCUCCUCCUCUUCUUCCUCUGCUUCGCCCAUGGCACCGCCGCCCCCGGCCCCCCGGACCACCCUUGCCGCCCCACAAAGUGCCAUCACGGCCCGCAUGUCAUGUUCCCGUUCUGGCUCGACCACGCCGAGUGCGGCUAUCCGGGCUUCCAACUCUUCUGCGACGAGAAUGGGCGGACUGCGCUCCGGCUCUCGAACACCACCCAAGGGUCGCUACUUGUCAAGUCCAUCAACUACCACUCCCAGUCCGUCCUCCUGCAUGACCCCAACAGCUGCCUCCCCUUCUGGAUCGCCAAUCUCAGCCGCCUUGGCUUCGCAUACUCGUACCCGCACACCUACACCUACAACUACACCCUGUUCAAGUGCCCGCCGCCCCAGAGGACCAGCCUGAUCGAGGUGCGUUGCCAGAGCCAGCCCGGGCCGGAUAGAGUCUACGCCGUUUACUCCGACGAAUCUGUCGGAGACUCGCCGCUUGUGUACUGCGAGAGGAACGGGAAACUCGACUGGCUGCCGGAACGGAUCGAUCUCAUCAUCGCCGAGGCUCGUUUUAACUGGAAAGAGCCGGACUGUAGGAGUUGCAGGCACAAUGGGUCGUUGUGUGGACGGAACGGGAGCGACAUCAUAUGCUUACCGCCUCCUCGUGGAUACCCGGGAAGAACAAGGGCAGAGAUCGCCGGAGGAUUCGUGGGCUCGUCCUUCCUUCUUGCUGGAGUGAUUGGAGUCGGCUAUGUCCUCAACGAAAGGAGGAGAGAUAAAGCAUUCCAACUCAGGAUCGAGGGCUUCUUGCAUGACUAUGAGGCCCUCAAGCCGACCCGUUACUCCUACAACGACAUCAAGAGAAUAACCAACGACUUCGAGGAGAAACUAGGCCAGGGGUCUUAUGGAACGGUCUACAAAGGGAAGCUCUCGAGCGAGAUCUUUGUCGCCGUGAAGAUGCUGGACAAUUCGUUUGGAAACGGGGAGGAGUUCAUCAACGAAGUGAGCACUAUGGGAAGGAUUCACCACGUCAAUGUGGUUCGGAUGGUUGGUUUCUGCGCCGAUGGGUUCCGAAGAGCCUUGGUGUACGAGUUCCUGCCGAACGAGUCUCUGGAGAAGUUCAUAUUUCCGGGCGAAGACGCUCUUGGCCCUUCCCUUAGUUGGGAGAGGCUCCACGACAUCGCUCUCGGAGUGGCUAAAGGCAUAGAGUAUCUUCACCAGGGCUGUGAUCAUAGGAUCCUCCACUUCGACAUCAAGCCGCACAACAUCUUGCUGGAUGACAACUUCAAUCCUAAGAUUGCAGAUUUCGGUCUGGCAAAGUUAUGUUCCAAGGAACAAAGCGCCGUGUCCAUGACCGCAGCCAGAGGUACCAUGGGAUACAUUGCUCCAGAAGUCUUCUCUCGGAACUUUGGAAGCGUGUCCUCCAAGUCUGACGUGUACAGCUUCGGAAUGCUGCUGCUCGAAAUGGUCGGGGGGAGAAAGAACGUCGACGUGAACGCCAAGAACAUGAGCCAGAUGUACUUCCCGCAGUGGGUCUAUAACCAUCUGAAUAAGGGCGAAGAGCUUGAAAUACGAAUCCGAGAGGACGGCGACCACAACAUUGCCAGGAAACUGGCAAUCGUAGGGCUCUGGUGCAUUCACUGGUACCCGGCCGACCGGCCUCCCAUGAAAGCGGUGGUUCUGAUGCUGGAGGGAGAAGAGUGCCCCGUCAUGCCCAAAAAUCCUUUCGUUUCCUCCUCCGGUUCAGGGGAAGCUGCGACCAUGCCGGGAAGACUCUGGAACACUAAUCUGGAAGUCAUCGAGGAAUAAGUCCGAACGACCUUUCGCAGUAUGUCAUCUAAUCUAUCCUCGACCGAAAUGGAUGUGAAACAGUGUGACGGUAAGUAGAGCUGUGAUCAAGAAGCCAUACGUUAAAUGUAGGAACUUUCUCAACCGCGAAAUAGCCUGAAAACCUUCGAUGCGCUCCCACUACUUACAUGUUGUAUCAGAUCCAAUAUGUAUAGAGAAAUUCCUUUCCUCCUAUAUUUCUAACGAGGCUAGCUAUCAUGCAAUACAAGAAUUUAUGUACUUACUGGAAGUUUGUAAUUUAGUAAGUACUUGGAUUUGAUUGCCCGGCGCAAA